Molecule: messenger RNA, 2334 nt
Organism: Coccidioides immitis RS
Lineage: Eukaryota; Fungi; Ascomycota; Eurotiomycetes; Onygenales; Onygenaceae
Exons: 5
Coding region: 1-2334 (777 amino acids)
Biological process (GO): ubiquitin-dependent protein catabolic process
Source: RefSeq, a predicted model, not a curated record
AUGAGUAUGAUUACUUUUGUGGCCUCGGAUGGCGGCGAGGUGACUGUUGAUCGAGAUGCCGCUCUGCAAUCCAAUGUCAUCAAGGACAUGCUCGAACUUGUCAACCCUGGGGAUAGCCCCGAGCCUAUUCCUAUCCCGAGUGUUCAUCCCAAGCAAACUGCUAAACAACGUAUUUCGGUGGUGCGCUAUGCAAACGGACCCAGACCCCCGUCAGCGUUCGAAGAGGCAUUUAAAGGUUAUUAUCUGGGACCAAAAGGCCUCUUUGAAGUUAUUCGCGUAGCCGACUACUUCGACAUUGAAGCACUUGUGAACGAGGCCUGUCGCCCUAUAACUAGACUAAUUUCUCUUCACCCUGUGGAAGAUUUGGAUCUCAGGCUCUUUUACAGCCAGCCAGACCCGAUCCAAUAUCUCAUCGUCGAACGACUGGACCCUUGGUCUGUCCGCCGCCUGACAGCCUGGAGCGAAAAGUACGACCAGGGCAGACCGUGGAAUCUCUUAUCGUACUGGAAGCAGUUCAAUUUUACCACUGGGGAAGAGUUCUACCAGAGUAUGACAGAGUCGAUUGUGGAUUUUUUAGGUUGCUUGAUAAAGAGCAAUAGCCCUCAUAUCCAGAGACACCGCAUGGAAGACCUUCUGGACAUGGCGAAAACAAGGGAUUUGAAUCAAGUUCUAAAGCGCGUGAAAUACCCCGAUCAAUAUUUCUAUGAUAUUGAUUUCGACCUUCGAUUCUUUAUGCUGGCAUAUUUUCAAAGGCUGGCGUGGCAGAAUCUCUCGGCAUGCAUUCAAAACAACCAUGAUCAUCACAAUGUCAGUUACUGGCUCCGAAUCUAUAAACAUGCAUCGCCCUACAGGCGAGAGACACUGGAAAUAAAGUCCUCGGAUAUUGAACCAAAGCUUGUGAAACUUAUUGCGAAGUCAAUUUUUGAUUCUGAUGAAACCAGUGUGCGUGACUGGCUUGGGCCGCUCGUUUACUUCUGGAAGACGUCAGAAACUGAGCCGCCAAAAGGCUACUAUGCCCAGUGGAAUCGACAUAUCGCGAAGAGACUGUCUCUGGCCAUUUCUAAAGGAUAUCCAUUUAACACUAGGAGAGGCGUUGAUAUUAUCAAGUUCCUAGAAAGGGGAACUGGGCAGGAAAUUUGCAUCAAUUAUCGGCAGUGGGACAGUGCUAUUUCACAGCACUUCGUGACAUCAAUAUCCUCCGUGGAGUUGAAGGCCUCACAGUGUUGGUGUGGCAUUAUCAAGUUCCUCAUAGGACGUCCUGGGAAGCCGCAUGAUUUUGACUUGCCGCAUUUUACACACCUUGUCAGCAAGAAUAUUGGGGGCUUCCUCUCAUCUGGUCGUCUAGGAAGUGCUAUCAACUGGAUGGGACUUCCAAUCUUCGACCUCGGCCCUGAGGGCGUUGAACUCGAUUGGGACCAUAUCGUGGAUCAGCUUGAGACAGAGAUAUCCCUAAACCCAACCUGUAAUGCUGCACGUUGGAUUGGCCUUCUCAAGGAUGAUUUACCGGGACUCAGGCUAGAACUCCGCAACAGGAAUCCAUUGUCCGGUUAUACCAGACAGGCCCACCUUAUAAACCGACUUCUCCUCCAUACUUUGUCAGUGGCCGGCGAGGAAUCAAAAUUGCCAAUAAUUUUGGUCAAAAAUUGCCUAAAGUGCAUUGAGAUUCUUCAGCAACUUAGUCUUAUUUCUGGCCAAGACUUCCCCCCUGAUCCAUUGGUCGCAUGGGAACAGCAUAUACAAGACAAACUGCUAUUCUUCAUGUCAAAUAGUGAUACUGUCAGAGCAGCUGAACGAUAUGGCCAGACAUCUGGUCCAGCGUACUUGGAAGGCAAUCGACGAACACCCAGUCCAACUACUAGCAUCUUCCAUACUAUACCCAAAGGGCACGAGCGCGUCACAUGUUCUUGGACAGAGCAGGCCAACUGGGCGCAGAUUAUCCCGAGUAUCACAUUAAGACUUGUUGACGAUGUUCGGUGCCACCCGCGUCCCUACUGGAUGAACGCGAUUGAGGAACUUUGCAACAACCUUGGUCUGGAGAUCCAGUAUGAUCGAACGAUGUGGCUUCCCCAUCAUGAAGCCUGUAUCUCCCAGUGCCUAACCCAUCCUCGCGAGUCCGCGGUCAAUGUGGCAAGACUUUUCUCUAGCAUCCAGCAAAUCCACAAAGAGUGUAAACAGCCCGACUAUGUUGCUAGAGCGGAAUGGAUAGAGAAAGUAAAGAAUCUGGCUGGGAGCAAUAGGUCGGAUAGGCAGAGCUGGGCCAAGGUCUGCCAGAUUUUUCAAAAGGGUACGGGCGAAAAUGGAGAAGGAGACUCGACAGGUGGGAAAGAGCAAUGA